Molecule: messenger RNA, 2198 nt
Organism: Neopsephotus bourkii (Bourke's parrot)
Lineage: Eukaryota; Metazoa; Chordata; Aves; Psittaciformes; Psittacidae
Gene: XG
Product: Xg glycoprotein (Xg blood group)
Exons: 9
Coding region: 877-1368 (163 amino acids)
Biological process (GO): homotypic cell-cell adhesion; T cell extravasation; positive regulation of neutrophil extravasation
Source: RefSeq, a predicted model, not a curated record
GAUGGAUGAUACUUGUUCAUUUCCCAAAGCUUUGUCUUCUGAUGCUCAGCACUAAGAUCUCUGUCCAUGUAGGAUAUUUAUGUUUAAAAAUAUAUCUAGAUCAAUGGAAAAAUCACAACAGACAAUGUUAUCUCCUGGAGACAAGCAUCUGCUGAGGAGCUGAGCAUGCUUCGGUAGUGCAAUAUCACUUUUUAAGUGUAUAAAAUAUAACUUUUUUGUCAUUCCCCCUGCAGAAAAUUCCCAGGUCUCUGCAAAGCAGAUUCUUGGCCUCCAUUUCCCCAGCAUGGAAACUCAAGUGAACAGUUAGGAUUCUGACAAGAUUGCCUUUAUGAUCAGCUAUUGCUCAGCCAACACCUGAGCAGGGAAGCAGCACUCUGAGGACAGAGUCUAUCUGAGAGAUUUUUCUUCCAAGUAUGCUUCAGAGAAGGCCAGUCUCCUCUCACACGCUGCUUGAGCUCCCACAGCACCACACCCUGCUUUGAAGGUGAGGAUGUCAAACAGGUUGGCUUUCCCUCCGGGGAGGAGGUGGAUUCAGAUCACGAUGGCUCCCUCCUCAUUGGGUGCUGCUGCGGGUUCUCCAGCUCUCCACGCUCCUUGCCUGGGUGAUAAAUAGAUUUCUUAUAGGGCGGGGGGCACCUACGGUGCUGCUCACAGCUUGGCCGUAGCAGGGUUGUUUGCUUUUGUUGCUUGUCUUGUACUAGAAGAGGUUUUAGGGACUUCUCUCUCUUCUGUGGUGUUUGGGUGUGAUGGUGAAAGAACUCUUUGGACAGAGCCACUGAUUCCAAGUGUCUCCCUCAAACCUUGGCACUGCAGUUGCAACAUCUACCAUCAUUGCUUGGGAAAAAACAAGACAAUCGAGGCACUGCAUUCAAGACAAUGGGGAAACUCAAAAGUAUCCUUCUGUGCCUUGGCUUUCUUCUAGUCCAUGUAAGAGGUCAACGUGAUUUUGAUUUAGCUGAUGCUCUUGAUCACCCAGAUGACAUAAUUACCAGGAGGCCUACAGUGAUCAGAAGACCGACAAGGCCUGUGCUGAACAACGAUCUGCACUUAGGAGAUGCUCUUGGUGGGGGUGACAUCUCAAGGAAACCUUUAUACCCACCUCUUCCACCACGACCAGGAAGCCAUGGUAUUUCUGGAGGUUUUGAUGACUCAGAUCUCCUCGAUGGGAAGCCUUUACCGCCACACAUAACAGGAGAAGAGGAGCACAAUUUCAAUCAUGGAGGAAACACAGAUUCAGGAUUAAUAGCUGGAGUUACAUCUCCUAUAAUUUCUGCUUUUGUAAUACUGGUUGUUGGAUCCAUAGCAGCCUACUCUGCUUACAAGAACAAGAAACUUUGUUUCAAACCACAGGGUGGGGCUACAGUCUAAAUCACCGGAAGAAGACCUGCUCUCUGAUCACUGUCUCCUUUGAUGGGUGACAUUCGGCCCACAGAUCUGACAGUGUUUUUCUACUUUCUCAUACUGACAAAAGGAUACCUUCCUCUAAUGAAUGUUUUGUUGAGACCCUGCAGUCCUGCUCCCUUUCAUCUGACGUCACUCUUGCACCCUGAGCUUUAUGUCAUCAAAGACAUGAUUAAAACAUCCAGGGAUUCUAUUGAGCUCUCCAACCUGCAUUUUCAUUCAGAAGUUAUUUCAAGCAACAAAGAAAUCAAGUUUAAUAUAAGCUAAAAAUAGAAAUAUUUUGGUUUGGGAGCAUUUGAGUCACUGAACAUGUGUUUUUUUUUUUUUUCCUUGAUUUUUAAAAUUACCCAAAAUACUUAAUACUUCAGAUAAAAUAGGAAUCAGGAAAAUGGAAUUUCCAUUAAUACAUGUUAGGUUUCAUUAGUAUAUUUAGUAUGCAGAUGCCAACUCUACCCCCUAUCUGGAAGUGUUCAGGAACAGGUUGGAUGGGGUUUUGAGCAACCUGGUCUAGUGGAAGGUGUCCCUGCCCAUGAGAGGGGGUUGUGACUAAAUGAACUUUAAGGUCCCUUCCAACCCAAACCAUUUUAUCAUUCAUCUGAUUCUAUGAUAUUUCUGUAUUUUCUAUAAUGUUUAAGUAAAACUGGAAGUUGUAUAAAGGAUUAAAAAUUUGAGUGCAUUUCCUCUAUGUUUAUGUCUGAAUUCUAGCAAAGUGAAAGGGUUACAGGUGGAAAAUUAAUUCUUAAUUUUAAAACAUUGCACGAAAAGAACAUGUAUAUUGAUAAACCACUGUUAAAAAU